AUGCCGCUCGAACUCCAGGAAGUCAACGCGGAGACCGACUUCCCGGCCCUCGCCCGCAGCAUGUUCGAGUCAUACGAAGACCCGCCGCAGAAGUUCUUCCACGCCCGCGAGGACGCCAUCCAGGAGGCCGCGGAUCGCCUGAAGCUCUGGCACACGCACGACCCAUCAAGCUACUGGCAGAAGAUUGUCGACACCGAGAAGGAUGGCAAGAUCGCCGGUGGCGCGCUAUGGAAUAUCCACAAGGAGAACCCGUUUGCCAACCCGAGCCAUCCGAAGAUGACGUGGUUCCCGGACGACAGCUCGCGCGAGUGGGUUGGACAGGCGCUGGCGAACCAUUCUGUGCCUCGGGCUCGCGUCGCCCAGAGACCUCAUGUGUACCUCUUCAUCAUCUUUACGCAUCCCGAUUACCGACGCAGAGGCGUUGGCCAGCAAUUCAUGGACUGGGGCAUCAAGGAAGCCGACAAGCUUGGAUCCGAGUUCUUCCUCGACUCCACGCCGUACGGCAGGCCACUCUACGAGGCGAACGGGUUCGUUUACGUCGAAGAGAACGUCAAUGUCCCGCACAGGGAGGAUCCGGAUGAGACAUGGAAGAAGCUGGCGGACAAGGUCGGCCCCUUCACCUUCUGGUGGGAACUAUGA
Messenger RNA from Anthostomella pinea, 639 nucleotides. Lineage: Eukaryota; Fungi; Ascomycota; Sordariomycetes; Xylariales; Xylariaceae. The record is from the annotation of a GenBank genome assembly.